This is a messenger RNA of Cydia pomonella (codling moth), 3327 nucleotides long. RefSeq lists its product as uncharacterized. Lineage: Eukaryota; Metazoa; Arthropoda; Insecta; Lepidoptera; Tortricidae. The transcript has 2 exons. The coding region runs from base 1 to 3327 and encodes 1108 amino acids. The record is from RefSeq and is a predicted model, not a curated record.
AUGGAACCGUUUACGUGUCGACGGUGCAACUACUGCAAUGAAGAUGUACCUGCAAACAGAUUGUUGGCACAUUCGAACACUAAAAAGCAUCAAAUCUUAUGCGGUCAAGAAAAAGACUCCGAGUACUCUGUCUACGUUGUUAAUAGUGCGUUCAAGUGUAGAAUUAUAACAUACAGAAUUAACGGUACCGCUAAAAUACUCGAUCCUAGAAUUUACCUGCUCAAGAUUAAACAAAAGUUUGAAGACGUGCUCAAGACGGAAUUACAAAUUCAUAAACACAUCAAGGUGAAUGUGAGCUUGCAUUGUACCUAUGUGAAAACGGACAGUGAUGGUGGUGUGAUGCGAGAUUUGAAAUCCUUCAAUACCAAGAACGCGAGUCUGCAUGAUGGUGCGUUAGACUUCCCAGAGUACUUCGAUAACACCGUGUUGUCCAUUUCCAAGAAGUCUGAAGAUUUCCAAGAACGUGAUAGUGGAUGGGCGCUUGAAAAGAUUGAAUAUUUCAACAUUAAUAUCAACAAAUAUAAACCGCUGAAGGCCUCCUCAUACAUACCUCUCCCGAGAGAGAUUCAAGGAAAAAGGGCAUGUGUGAACGUGAAAAACUCUGAUCACGCAUGUUUCUUUUGGGCGAUCGUUAGCGCUCUCUAUCCGAAGGAUAAAAAUAGCGAUCGCACAUCGUCAUAUCCGCACUACAGUAAUGUUUUAAAAUUAAAUCGUAUAAAGUGUCCCGUUACCUUUCUAGAUAUCAAAAGGUUUGAAAAAUUAAAUAAACUCAGUGUCAACGUGUACGGUAUCGAGGAUAAUAAUAAUAAUAAUAAUAAUGAAGGUAGCAACAUGAAAAAGAAGAACAAGGACUUGACAAUAUCACCUCUGCGCGUUUCAAAAGUGUAUGGGACUAUGGAAAAACAUGUGAAUUUGUUAUAUUACGAGAAGGGUAAUGUAUCGCAUUAUUGCUGGAUUAAAAACUUAUCGCGAUUAGUGCAUUCACAAAUUAGUAAACAUAAGAAUAAACUGUGGCUGUGUGAAGGUUGUUUACAACAUUUUUAUAAUAAUGAAAAACUUAAACUUCACCUUGCGAUUGGAUGCGGAAAUAAACUCAUACAACUGCCUGAAGGAGAGGAAAAAAUCGUAAAAUUCAAGAAUACUUCACAUAAGAUGAAAGUACCGUUUGUGAUUUAUGCCGAUUUUGAGUCUAUCCUAAUGCCUAUCGAGGGUGAACGCGGCCAAAAAUCUGCUUUCACCUACAACACUCACAAACAUGUAGCGUGUAGUUUCGCAUACUACAUUCAUUGUGAAUAUGAUUCGAAACUGUCACAGUUUAGGUUGCAUCGUGGAGAGGACUGCGUGAACAAAUUCAUUGAAAGCAUCUUCCAGGAUGCGGAACGUAUUGGGAAAACUCUAAACACAAUCAUACCGCCCUCAUCAUCAUCAUCAACAUCCUUAGACGAUCUGAACGAUCGCUGUCAUAUUUGUGAAAAGCUCAUUGAAAAUGGAGAAAGUUAUGUUAUCGAUCACUGUCAUCUCACGGGGAUCAUAAGAGGCAAAGUCCACAACUCUUGUAACCUAAACUACAAAGUACCAACAUUUAUACCUGUAAUAUUUCACAAUUUGAGCGGUUACGAUAGUCAUUUGUUUAUAAAAGAAUUGGCAAAGUCCGAGGGGGAGAUACGUUGUAUUCCCCACAAUAAAGAGAAAUACAUUUCUUUCUACAAAAAUCUUCCUGCAGAAAACAUAACCUUAAAAUUUAUCGACUCUUAUAAGUUUAUGGCGAGUAGCCUUGACGCACUAGUAAAAAACUUAUCGCGAGAGCAAUUUAAGAUAUUGCCUAAUUACUUACCAUCAUCAUCAUCAUCAUCAUCAUCACAGGAUUAUAACAACUCCAUCGACUCGGAGGUUUUCAUGAAGCUGUUAACUCGCAAAGGUGUUUAUCCCUAUGAAUAUGUGGACGGGUGGAGUAAACUUGAAGAAACCUCUCUGCCGAGUCAGAAUGACUUUUACAAUCAACUUACCAAUUCGAACGUCUCCGAUAAAGAUUAUCAACAUGCACAAGUCGUAUGGAAGACGUUCAAUAUUAAAACAUUAGGAGAGUAUUGCGACUUGUAUCUGCAGACAGAUGUCUUACUCUUGGCCGAAGUUUUCGAAAACUUUCGUGAAAUCUGCAUGAAUACAUAUAAAUUGGAUCCCUGUCAAUAUGUCACCGCACCUGGUUUAAGUUGGGAUGCGAUGUUAAAGUAUACCGGAAUCGAAUUAGAACUGUUCACUGAUUACGAAAUGAUACAAUUUAUUAAGAUGGGCAUAAGAGGGGGUAUUAGUCAAGUGAGCAAACGGUACGCUAAAGCAAACAACUGUUUCAUGAAAGAGUAUGAUGAAGAGCGAGACAGUAGCUUUAUUGUCUAUUUGGAUGUUAAUAAUCUUUAUGGCGAGGCAAUGUCUCGAUCGCUCCCCAUACGAAACUUUAAGUGGUUAAACAAAGAUGAAAUCAAACAGUUUGAUAUCACAUCACAGCUGCCUGAUAACGACAUUGGCUACAUCUUGGAAACAGAUUUAGAAUAUCCGCAAUAUUUACACGACUCUCACAACGAUUAUCCGUUUUGCGGGGAAACUAAAACACCGCCUGGGGGUAAAAUCAAAAAGCUUUUACUCACAUUCGAUAAGAAAAGUAACUAUGUCAUACAUUACCUCAAUCUAAAACAAUGUCUCCAAAAAGGCGUUGUGUGUAAGAAGAUACAUAGAAUUCUCGCUUUCGAUCAAUCGCCAUGGCUGAAACCAUACAUUGACUUAAACUCACUAAAGAGAGCGCAUGCGCAAAAUUCUUUUGAAAAGGAUUUUUUCAAACUAAUGAACAAUUCUAUAUUCGGAAAGACUAUUGAAAAUGUAGAGAAGAGAGUUGACGUUAAGCUGUGUCAUAAAUGGAGUAGUAAGAAAACACAAACAAAACCCCAAUAUGGGUUGGAACGAUACAUUUCAAAACCAAAUUUCCAUAGUAUUGCAAUAUUCUCCGAAGAGUUGGCCGCAGUACAGUUAAACAAAUCGAAAAUCGUCUACGAUAAACCCAUAUAUGUCGGUUUUGCAGUUUUAGAAUUAAGCAAAUAUUCAAUGUAUGGUUUCCACUAUGACUACAUGCUGCCCAAAUACGGCACGAAAUUGAGUCUCCUAUAUACUGAUACCGACUCUUUUGUUUAUCACAUUAUAACAAACAACUUUUACGAGGACAUUAAAUCGGAUUUGGAACAAAGAUUUGACACAUCAACCUUUCCCAAAGAUAAUAUUCACGGUGACAAGCCCAAACGGCGGUAUUGGGAGAACGGGUUAAUUAAGGGCAUCCGCUAG